ACGCGGAGUGCUGCUCUGCAAAGGGGAGUUCCUGCCAUCAAUCUGUUUACCAGUUCACAUAUGAAGAACUAUAUCAACGCCGCGUAUGCAAUGUUUGGAGAGCAGUUUGGCUGCAUUUACCAUAGGCUCCUUCGUUAAAAACAGACUUAUUGCGUUCCUCAAUGAACAAUUAAUUGCUAGUUUAGUUAAUUACAUCGAUAAGUGAAAAUGUUCCGACCGGUUCACUUUGUGUUGCUGCUGCUGAGCUCUGUUUUGGUGGACUGCUCAUCCGUUGUUGAAGAGUGCAUAACAUCCAAUGGAGAGGACUACAGAGGAAUGCAACACAGGACAUCCGUUGGGAACAUUUGUCUAAACUGGAAUAAGUUAAACCUAAAGUUUAAAGACAUAAAGACAGGUGUUGGAGAGCACAAUUUCUGUCGCAACCCAGAUGGUUCAGAGAAGCCCUGGUGCUAUGUCUCCGGGUCCAGUGGAGUGGCCAGAAAAGAAGCAUGUGAUAUUAGGGCAUGCCAAGACCAAAAUUCCACAGAAACCAUGGUUCCAGAAGAGUCUGAAGCCACUCCAGUCCCAACACAGAGGAUGGCGGAGGCCUUCGAACCCGCAAACUCCUUCCCCUCCCAGGCUGAGGGUGCCAUAGUGCAGCCCGUAAAAGGAGUCCUACGGCCAGUCCGAGCAGGACCUAAAAUGAAGAAAGACCUUGGGACUCUUGGUUAUGUUCUUGCAGUACUCAUGAUGGCCAUCAUCAUCCUCCUCGGAGGCGGCAUCACAAUGGGAUACUUCUACAAACGGGGUCGUGACCUUAAGAAACAGCAUGACCAGCGCGUUUAUGAGCGCGAGAUGCAUCGCAUCACUCUUCCUCUCUCUGCCUUUGCCAAUCCCACCUGUGAGCUUGUUGACGAAAACACCAUCAUCAUCACAGCUGAACCUAACAACCAAACCCCCACUCAGGAGCCCGCAGAGGGGGCCGACCCUCUUAUGGGGCCUGCAGGGACUCCCGGAGCCUGAGAGAGGAACAGGAUGAGCGCCUGGACAGGCUUAGAUAAGACAUGACUAUUCUGGACUACGGAACCUCAGAGGACCAAACCCCACAUCCACUUGCUUCUGCCCAUCAUCUCUAUUCUCUGUGACCUGCCUUUACAGCACAGUUUCAUGGUAAAAGUAGAGCCUGUGCUGGAAAACUGGAAAGGGUUUGAAAAGGUGGGUUUGUAUAAAUAUGCAUGUCAGGGAUUCUCGUUUUCCUUGCAAUUAAAUUUAAAGUACAUUGCACAUCAUUACAGUGGAUGAAUACUCCCUGCUUGUUAAACUCUAGUGAGAGGGCAACAAUGCCAAUGACAAACAUGCAUCCUUUUAUGAAGUGACUAUGGAUCAGAUCAUCUAAAAGGUAUAUUGUUUUGAAAGAGGAGAAAAUCCAUUAUUUUCCUCUUCUAACUUUAUCUUGUUUUUGUUCCUAAUGCAGUUAAACCGGAGAAAAGUGUUAGACACUGACGCCGCACAACUGUGCUUUUCACUGAAUAAGGAGCAGUACUAGAGCUAAUUUGAUAGUGCUAUCCAAGAAAUUCGUAUUCAAC
Messenger RNA from Xyrauchen texanus (razorback sucker), 1565 nucleotides. RefSeq names its product phosphoinositide-3-kinase-interacting protein 1-like. Gene Ontology annotation, molecular function: endopeptidase activity; signaling receptor binding. Bases 208 to 1002 code for a protein of 264 amino acids. The record is from RefSeq and is a predicted model, not a curated record. The transcript has 6 exons. Lineage: Eukaryota; Metazoa; Chordata; Actinopteri; Cypriniformes; Catostomidae.